This is a messenger RNA of Labrus mixtus (cuckoo wrasse), 1967 nucleotides long. Its product is annotated as retinol dehydrogenase 13-like. The transcript has 7 exons. Lineage: Eukaryota; Metazoa; Chordata; Actinopteri; Labriformes; Labridae. The record is from RefSeq and is a predicted model, not a curated record. The coding region runs from base 130 to 1170 and encodes 346 amino acids.
CAUGCGCGUAACCUUGUGCUUCAGCUGUGUUGUCAGGUCUGCUCUGUAAACUAAACUAUAGACUGUAGUCAUUCAGGUUGAAACAUUAGUUUGAAUGUUACACUCGGUCACCGGGAUUAUUCUGGAACAAUGAGCAGAUAUAUUUUACCAGUUUCUGUUUUCGGAACAGUGUUGGGAAGCGCUGUUCUCCUGAAGAACCAUGUUACUGGAGGCCGUUGUCCUAGUAAAGCUACCAUUACUGGGAAGACUGUUGUUAUAACCGGAGCAAACACAGGCAUCGGGAAAGCAACCGCCCGAGAACUGGCACAGAGAGGGGGGCGGAUCAUUAUGGGAUGUCGGGACAUGGAAAAGUGUGAAGCAGCUGCGAAGGAAAUUCGAGGGAAGACGCUGAAUCCUCACGUUUACGCGUGUCAGCUCGACCUGGCGUCCAUGAAGUCCAUACGAGAGUUUGCAGAAAGAAUCAAACAAAAAGAGAAGCAUGUGGAUGUUCUGAUAAACAACGCAGGGGUCAUGAGAUGUCCAGCAGGGAAGACAGAAGAUGGCUUUGACAUGCAGUUUGGAGUGAACCACUUAGGCCACUUCUUGUUGACAAACCUCCUGUUGGAUAAGUUGAAAGAGUCCGCCCCCAGCAGAGUGAUCAACCUGGCCUCGCUCGCCCACAUUGUUGGAAAGAUGGACUUCGAGGACUUGAACUGGGAGAAGAAGAAGUUUGAUACCAAGCAGGCGUACUGUCAGAGCAAGCUUGCCAAUGUUCUGUUCACCAGGGAGCUCGCCAGGCGAUUACAAGGCACAGGAGUCACAGUAAACGCUGUCCACCCAGGCGUUGUUGCCACGGAGCUGGGGAGGCACACAGGUCUGCACCAAUCACAGUUCUCCAGCUCCGUGCUCAGCCCCUUUUUCUCCCUGUUGGUGAAGAACCCAGAGCUGGGGGCUCAGCCCAGUGUCUACCUCGCCGUGUCUGAGGAAAUGGAGGGGGUGACGGGGGGGUACUAUGAUGUAAUGACAGAGAAGGAGCCGGCGCCCCAGGCACUGGAUGAGGAGGUGGCUCAGAGGCUGUGGGAGGUCAGCAGCAGGCUGGUGGGUCUGGAGGAUGAGGUAGAGUCUGCCAAGCCAACCCCCCCCAGCAGAAGUCCAAAGCAAAGCUUCACAGGCAGACCCGGUGCAGACUGAGUGACAGAGUGCAGGGGCAGCUGUCAGAGCCGCAGGGCUGUAGGUCUGCUCCGGCCUCUGGGCCAGCAGAGGAUAAUGGACUUGAUGGCGCGAGCUGUGCAGUUAAUGGAACAACUUUCUGUUUGAGUCUGUGGUUCUUGUUGUCUGUAUGGCGGCAGGCUUUUGUACAAGGUUCCUGCAUCAGGAUAUUUGGUUUGAAAACAAGAAAAAGACGGCCUUGGCAAUGGACCCUGAACUCUUUUUUUUUCAGAAAAGAAUCCUCUAUAAAAGAAAAGAUCCCUUUUGUGUCUGUACAAAUGAAAACUUGAAUUCACAAAACAUUUCUGUCUUACUCACAUGUGUGCACUCAGGGAUUUUUUCUGCUAGAGCCGUACUUAGUCUGCUGUAGCAUGAUGAUGAUGGUCCUGUUAUGUGUGUUUAUUUUUCUCAAACACAAAAAACUGCUGUGAAGUGCUUUUAAGAACAGAAAUGUGUUUAGAUGUUUGCAGUACAUACAAAUAAAAUACAAAUUAAAAAAAGCCCUUUUGAACUUUUUGAUCAAUCUAAUUAUAAUUUCACUUUUGUCUUUGUACCUACAUUUAUUUCGAUUACAGCUGGAAUAUUUAAGCUCUAGAGUUACAUUAGCAGAAACAUGAGUAAAUAGUCACUUAUAGAAGAUCAUGUGUCUAGAAGAGGAAAACAUCUUUAUGCAGCUUUAGAGGGACACAAGUGAAAUCAUCAGCGUGGAUUCUAGCUGAAGAUGCUGACAUGUAGCGCCACCUGGCUGUAAGUUACUCAAAUAAAAAUCACAGACUGCA